Molecule: messenger RNA, 7342 nt
Organism: Microplitis mediator
Lineage: Eukaryota; Metazoa; Arthropoda; Insecta; Hymenoptera; Braconidae
Exons: 7
Coding region: 300-7295 (2331 amino acids)
Biological process (GO): autophagy
Cellular component (GO): intracellular membrane-bounded organelle
Molecular function (GO): protein binding
Source: RefSeq, a predicted model, not a curated record
UCUUGCUCUAGUGUCCUAGGUCUUCGUCUUGUGUCUAGUGUCGUUACAUGUCGACUUGAUUGCAUAGAAUCGACUUGUUUGCGAAUCAUUGAAUAACGUAUGUAAAUUUUAGUGCUAUAACGUAUACAUAUAUAAAUAUAUAUAUUUUUUUAUUUUUUAAGUGCAAUCAAAUGUCUUAUAUUUCAUCUGUUAUCAUGACACAAUUAAAUGAUAUUGUAAAUACAGUAUAGAAAAUAUACAAAAAUGUUGUGAAACUCGAAAUAUCAUUUCUUUAUAUAUAUUUUCAUCACGGCUAGAUUAUGGAGGAGCAUAACGGGUGUAAAAAGAAAAAAAUGGAUCAGUCUAAGGAUAAAAUUCCAUCACGACGCAAACGCAAUCUAAUGCGAAAUUUCAUGCAUCGUGAUAUUGGAAUUGGUACCAAAGGUAGUGCCAGUACUAAAUCAUUUGAAUUUCUUGCUGAAACAAAUUUAGUUCUUAAAGACCAUGAGGAAAUGAAAUGCAGUAUUCCUGGAUCACCACGAGCAACUUUUCUUAUGGUCUUCAGUCCAGACGGAACAAAAGUUGCAUCAACACACGGAAAUCACAACGUCUGUAUAACAGAUCUAACGACGGGAAAAAAUAUAAAAACAUUGACAGGCCACCCACGGACACCCUGGUGUAUAGCAUUUCAUCCUUCAAGUGAAUUAGUUGCGACAGGAUGUCUCGCAGGACAAGUGAGAGUAUGGGAUCUGCACGGUGGCAGUGAAGUUUGGACAUCUUCCCACCCAGCAGUGAUAGCGUCAUUAGCUUUUCAUCCAUCAGAGCGGCUGUUAAUAAUAGCAACUCACAAUCAAAUUCAUUUCUGGGACUGGCGUCAUUCCAAACCGUUUGCUGUCGCGUCAACACGAAGUGAUAAGGAGAAAGUACGUUUCGUUGCAUUUGAUAGAUUGGGAAGAAAACUAAUUACCGGAAUAGCGAAUACUCUUCACACACAGUCGCAGUGGGAUCGCGCGCCAUUCGAUCAAGCUUACAGACGACUACUGAGACCUGACUAUCGAGCGCCAUUUGAACGAACUGACCUCAGUUCAUCUUUAGGUAACAACACUGAGUCAUACAGAAUACCUUUGGUAAAUAUUUGGAAUAAUUUAAACAAUCGUCGUGUGCAAGAAUUGACUCAAAAUAUGCACCCAAUCUCCAGAACUAUUGAUGAAGUGUUCAUGGCAACAAUCAGACGAAACUCCUCCCGAGUUAAUCCAGAUGAGGAUUAUUUUACGCGUCACACCUCGCUGCGUAAUUAUUUAAGGGAUAGAUCGCUAGCAAGAUCUGUGGCGAGACUUCACUCGCGGAUUGACGAUAAUGGUAACGUUGAGUCAAACAAUCGUGAUAAUGCAUCGUCAGUCUAUCAGCAAGGCAACGUGACGAUUGAAGUGCGACGUAAUAGUUUUUUGCCGCAUAACAAUGAAACAUUGGGACCUCAACUAACCGCAAGACAACGUCUUCUAGCUGAUCCAUCAUCAGGUUACGACAUAAGUAUACUGAGACACUUGUCAACAUUUCGCACAGUACCUCAGUCAAUGCUUGAAGAUAUUUACUAUGAAAUAGAUCGUAAUCGAAAUGGAUUAAGUACCGCACGUCAUUAUUUUUCGUUUGCUCCACGUGACGCUCGCUGGCGCGAGUUAGCCGAGGCGGGUCAACUUCCUCCCGUCCCGACUAUGUCAUUAUCAACGUCACCGUCAUCAUCAAAUGCUCCACCUACUCCACGACGACUAGCUGAAGAUAAUCGUACUGAUUGUGAUAGACAGUUAAUUUAUCUGUGGGCAGAGCUACAAUUGAAUCAACUGUACAGAAAUCUUAUUGAUCAAUAUGAAAUUCUAGUCAAUGCAUUCUUUGAUCCAUCAGCCAGCGGUCAAGAUGGAGGCGAUUCUAUUGUCAGAAGUUUUCUUCCCGUCUUUGAACGAACAAUUGCUGACAGAACGCAACGUCUGAGUUAUAUUUUACGUGUCAAUCAGCUUCCAACUUCUUGUGAUCAUGUCGCCUUGGCAUUUCAGCAUUUACGUCGUCAACGUGCUCUUGGCAGCUUGUGGGCAUUGCGUAGAGCAAUACACGACACAGCUGCUAAUAAUUCAAAUUAUUUAUCAAGACUACGUAGUUUACGUGUGAGAUUAGAAGUACAAGCGACGGAAUUGUCAAGUCAGACACGCCCUAGAAUGCGUAACCAGGUAUUUCGAGCAGCUCUGAACAAUGAGUUGCGUGAGUUAAGAAAUUUAGAGAGUCAAUUUCACAUGGCUAAUUCUAGAAUCGGCCAGCUGAGACAAUUGUUCUUUCAACUAUCAUUAAGGCCACUGCAACCUUUCCGUUCCUCGCCUGUCAAUAACGCCGAGAGGCCAAUUGAUUGGGAAAAACUUAAUCGAUUGAUCGGAAUACCGCCAGAUGUUAUUUCGCUGUACGACAGAAAUUCCCGAGCUGACUGCAAUUCAUCACCGACAUGGCAAAAUAAUGAAUCACGUCACCCUGACAAUAGCUCGUCAAGAACAGCUGGUACCUCGUCAAACAAUAUUCAAUCUGGUAGACGUAAUCCGGGUACUUCAAACAGACGUCUUUUUGAACCGAGUCCUAACAGCGACGGUGGGGACGAAGAACCGCCACGUAGAAGAUUACGCAGAGAUGAUGAUGAUGAUAGUACUGGACCACGUAGUGAGAUAAGAAAUAAUGGCCAUUACUCUGCGGAAGCAACAGCUGAUAACUCAACGUCUAGUGAAGAAGGACAAUUUACUCAAGUACCACAUCCUGUCUUAUCUGUAUUCACUAUCUCGUCACGUUCAGCCUUUCAGCCCAGUGUUCCACGUAAUACCGUUCAAAAUCAAAGUCAAGAUACUUCCAAUAAUGCCCAGUCACGUCAGCCAAAUGCUAAUCAAGGGGCUUCACAGCCACCACCGGCUCCACCGUUGACAGCACCAGCACCAGCAGCAUCAUCAGCAAUGACAGCAUCCGCGACAGCAAAUAAUGAAAACUUUCGAGACGAUCCUGUGUGGAUGGCACUUAUGAUCACCGCUAGAUUGCAUAGUUUGCAACAAAACAAUGGAGCUAAUGACUCGAAUAAUUCUAGUACUGAAAACACUACUACCGUUCCAAGCACAUCAAGAUUAGGGACCAGAGAAAAUGAUGAUAAUCCUAAUGAUGCUCAAGAAAGUGAGCUGCUGUUAAAUGAGGAUGAAUUUAUGGAAGUAGAUGACGUUGGCUUUGGUGAAGAAGACGAGGAAGAAGAAAAUGAUUCACGCGCUACUGAGACACGUCAAGUUGAGGAGGAAGAUAUUAAUCAAGAGGAUGUUGAAGAACCAGAGGUCGAGGAAGAUGAAGAGGAGGAAGAAGAGGAAGAAGAUGAUGAAGAUGCUGAUGAUAAUGAAGAGGCUAGAAUAAAUAGUAGUUCAGCACCACCAGGAGUUGUUUGUUUCUCCUUAGCAGGAGUUAGUAGAGAAGAAGAAGUACAGAGUUCUAAUGCUGCAGAAUCCAGCAGACCGAGACUAUCUCGAUACUUAGCUUCCACGUCAAGAGAUUCAAAUAAUCAGUCAUCUCGUAAUGUUGAAGAAGAAGAAAAUACAGCAGAGCAAUCGGAAAUUGGUUACUGGUUACUUCAAGAGAACAGUAAUCCUGAUUCAAAUCAAGACAAUGACGCGGGAACUAGUUCAAAUUCAACACCUCUACGUUGGACAAGUCGUUGGAUUCGCACGGGUCCUUCCAACCGUCCAACAGAACCUGAAACCGCUAGAAAUACUUCACCCCGCACUCCUCUGUCUCCAUACUCAGCGACGGCAACUCGGUAUGAACAGCCGCCGCUAUUUCCAUUCCGAAGUCUUCGUGACCAACAACGACGCGAUGAAGAACAAAGAAGAAAUUCAAAUGAAUCACGCAACACUGAAGAUUCAAGCCACAGAGACUCUGUUAUUAAUUUACCAGCUCCACAAUUAGAAACUGGUAAUCACCUUUCUACAUCAUCAGCAGUACCACCUCAAGAAUAUGCGUUUUCAAAUCCAUCAUCUCCACAAUUAGAUACUCCUGUAACUGUGCCAACUACUACGGAACCACUUGAUAGAACUUAUCCAUCAACAUUAUCAGCUCCAGCUACUAAUAGUGUGCUAGCUAGCAUCAGUCUUUUAUCAGAUAAUCUUGAGAGAUCAAUAGAUCGUCGUUUAAGAUUAUUCACUCAUGGUAAUGCGCAUACAACCACAUUUAGAGAAUUGGAAAAUUAUUCCCGUGAUGUACAUGAAAUAUGUGAUAUUUUACGUAACAACAACAACAACAACAACAACAACAAUAAUGAUAAUAAUAAUAAUAUUAAUAAUAAUAAUAAUAAUAACAGUAAUAGAAAUCAAUCAGAAUCAUCAUCAAGACCAACAGGAUCACGGAUUUAUCCACAAUUACCUGAACUACGACGUCAUAUGUAUGGAUAUCAGCAAGAAAGAUUCAAAUGGACAGCAUUGCUCCAGGAAUUACGAUCACUCCAUUCUCGAAAUAACGAACCACGAACUACAAAUGAUAAUCCAGUAGCUUCAACAUCACGUGAUAUGCAUGACUCGCCUUCUGUCGAGCGAUUGCGAAAUUUCAAAAAAGCUUUAAUACAAAAUUAUGAACGUCAGCAUGGCGGAUCAUCAUCAUCAUCAGCAGCAGGACCAUCGUGGUUGUCAAAUCAACGUACCACGACACAAAACGACUCAAAUAGAACUAGCGGAGAGGCUACUCCAGUAUUUACUCCAGAACAAUACAAUAUGCUUGAAGAGCUGUCAAAUUGUAUACCACAAGAGUAUGAGGCUGAUAAUAUAUUUUAUCAAAAUUUCCUUGAUAUUUUAGAUGGUCGUGACUACAGACCUACUUCUAGUUCAUAUUCAAACUCGACCAGUGAUCACACCUAUUCAAAUUUAACAAUGAGAGACAUGGACAGUUCGACAGAGUCACCGACAAUGUCUAGUUUAGCGCAUCGUCUUAUGAGCAAAUGGACUCGAUUGAGCUCCAGCGCAGAUCCUUCAUCCUCGUUGGGUGACAACGGCUUGCCAAGUACCGAAGUUCGACGCAUAACACCUGGAAUCGCUGAGUACAUUCGUAUUAGAACUUACGCCCGUGAUUACUUCGAUCAAGAGGACGACAUGCGGCUGCUGCGUUGCGUCCUCCGAGGAUUGGACUCCAAUUUGCUAACCUUCUGUAGUAACUUGACGUACUACGUACACGGCACGGCAUCAAGAGGUAGAAAUAAUCCGCGAAAUCGCUGCACAAUGCUAUGGAUUGCAUCAACGAGGCACAAUUUGAUGGAUGCAUUUGAAAAAGUCCGGACCACACUAGACAAAAUAAAUGAAAAUGGAGCUUACGAGAGACUUUGUUACAUAUACGUUAUCAUUCGCUUAGCUUUGGAAUUGAUAGACGUAGUGUUAGCGCAGUCUAUUGUUAUGUAUUCUGAAUCAAGCGAUAUUUCACGUGCGUCAGAGCGUCGAGGUGCGAGACAUGACCAAGCCUCAGCGUUAGGACCAAUAGCCGACGUUUCUGUGGAUGAAUUUAGAAGACAAGAAUUAGCACGUGGUAGUCCGAGGGCCAUAAGUUUACUUGAUAACGCAGAAGGUUUACCAAUGCCCCGUUUGCUUAUUUUAGAUUAUCACAGAAUGGCUGGACGACUGGAAAGAUUAUUUCCAAACUCAGUGAUCUAUCAAAAUCAAAAUAAUAAUAAUAAUAAUAACAAUAAUAUCUUUACGCCUACACCGUCAACUUCUACUGCCAAUGAUUCUCCAAGACUGGGAAGAAAUACGGGUACUGCAUCUGAAAGCAGUACUCUGUCUGCCGAGCUGCAAAGUAUCAUUGAGAGGAUUCAAAAUAAUGUUAAUUCACUGUCUGGUAUCGUUGAUGAUACUCGACUGUCUGAACCAACAAAUUCUACUACCACAGCAACAAAUAACAGUAGCAGUAAUAAUACCAGUAGUAAUAAUAAUACGAGAGAGUACCCGAGGGUACGACAUUACCCCCGACCAAUGCGUCUGCCAGAUGACGAUAUACUGAGAAGAAUAAGACGUCUGAGUGCAACAAUUUUACUAAAUCGGGCAUCAUCACGGCUAAGAUUUUGGCAGCCAUCAACAGAGCCAACCUGGUCACCACCAAUACGUCGUAUCACGUCAUCUCGAGACGCACCACGUCAACAAUAUUACAACGUACCAGUUGUGCAGGUGAACAACGUCCCUGUAAGUGACUUUAAUAAUUUGCCAGGUCAUCGUGAUAAUGUACUGAGACUUCCGCCAACUUCGUAUGAAACUCCGCGGCGUAUAAUCACGACGAGAAUUCAAAGACAAAAUGCCGUUCAGUCCGACUCGUCAAACUCAUCAUCGUCACAAAACUCUGACCACGCGGUACCUGAGUUCGCCUCACCACCAAGUGAGUCUGUAAGAGGUUUUCCGUGGGCACCGAUGAUUAGUCUGAAUGAAAUAGCACGCGCACGAUUUCCAGGACUCGUUACAGCGACUGGUUUGGCUGCCGAGGCGGCUGGUGGACGUGGUGAGGGUCAAGAACCUCCAUCCAAUGACGAUAAUGAUGACGUUGAAAUCAGAACAGAACAUGUCCCGAUGUUCUUCCACGGACUGGAGUUGCAGAGCUAUCGGGUCCAAGCUUGGGACUUUUCAGAUGGCAAAAUACCGGAUAUCAGAGAUUCUGAGAAAAAUGUUGUUGUACGUGAGUGCAAGAUUCAUAAUGACGCAAACAUUGAUAUUUCAUCAGACGGAAAAUAUUUGGCAACUUUGUUGCCAUCCGGACGAAUUCAUAUGUCAACAACAAUAGGAGUCUACAGUCUCGAUUGGGAGACUCUGGGCAAGCGGUUGCACUCAACAAAAGUGGAUCAAACAGUAAUAUCUCUGUCAAUAUCACCAACCCACGGACAUUUAUUAGUUGGCCUAGCGUCUCGUCGCGUCCAUGCACCCUCGAGACCCUUUCCCAUGGCAUUAAUCUACAAGUUUAUCGACCGUCCCGCGGAGGAGGAUAACGCGGAAAAAGAGACGAGGACACCAGAGGCCCGCGAAGAUGAAGUACUCGAUCAAUACAUGCCAUACAGUUUUGAAUCUUACGUUCCCGCAUUCCUACGGAAUUCUCGUGCCCACUCAAAUCGCUACUCCGGGCGUACCGACGAAGACCAAAAAGACAGUCAGAAAUCAAUGGUGCUUUUGCGGGAACUCCAGCAGGUAAAUCGCGAGACUGCUGGAUACAUGAGUUUAAAUUGCAUAAGAUGGGUACCGCAAGCUGGUCAAGGAAUUAUUUAUGCAACCAAUACUGGUCAACUUAAUAUUCUUCAUUGAUUCCUAUUUAUAUUUAACUACAAUUACCAUGAUAACAUUAUUAAUAA